This is a messenger RNA of Pectinophora gossypiella (pink bollworm), 2623 nucleotides long. Its product is annotated as sphingomyelin phosphodiesterase 4. Bases 178 to 2553 code for a protein of 791 amino acids. Lineage: Eukaryota; Metazoa; Arthropoda; Insecta; Lepidoptera; Gelechiidae. The transcript has 13 exons. Gene Ontology annotation, biological process: ceramide biosynthetic process; glycerophospholipid catabolic process; sphingomyelin catabolic process. The record is from RefSeq and is a predicted model, not a curated record. Gene Ontology annotation, molecular function: sphingomyelin phosphodiesterase D activity.
UGUCGUUUGUUUACUAGUAACGGAUGUCUUUUUCACUUCUUUUCGUUUACGUUCUUUGAUGAUUAUUGCAGGUUUUUUGUGUUUUUACAGUUUCAAUUAGGUGUAAGAAAUUAACAAUGUUAAUGUUUUAUAACUAUGCGCUUUUCUAAACUAUUAACUUCCAGUACAUUAUAACCUAUGAAUAGGGUCUUUGAUAUCGUUUCUGGAAAUAAUAAAAAGUACAAAAUGGCAGAAGAUAUAUUGAGCAAAUUUUACACAUGCCUCAAUCUAAGAUGGGAAGACAAAUUAUGUGAACUGACCAAAAUCAUUGAUCACUCAAGUCCCACUAAGGAGUUACAAGCACUGUUUCCACAGUUAAUUAAUAACAUAUUUGCAUCAUCAUUCAGUAAUGGCUGGAAUCUGAAGACUAUCACCUGUGAUGCUAAUAAAGGCAACAGGCAAUUGUUUGAAGGACUCAUUGCCUUUCUGGAGCCUCAAGGUCCAAUGUUUAGACUGUGCUAUAAGUUAAUGUCUGAUCAACAACUUAAAUAUGAUCUGCCCCUCAAUGUUUUACCGCUGGAUUUACAGAUGAGCUUGGAGAGAGGCAGAUGUCCCCAGUUCUACACAGACAUGCUCAUAAUGGAUUCACAGACAAUGAACUUUGUUGCUUUGUCAUUGAAUCCAUUUGACUACUAUAUCUUCAACUUUGCACUACAUCUGGUGAACAACAACCAGCAACAGAGUACAUGGGAGAACUGGAAUAGUGUAUACUUUGCCUUGGCAUGUGACUACCUUAUGCACUUCCUGCCUUCAGACCCUAACAUUCCUGUAGUGCCACACAUACCCAACUACACGGGUAAAGUUGCAAUGGCUGCCCCACUACAAACAGCUAAUAGGCCAUUACAUACACCGUCCCUGCUACUAAUACCGGAUCUGUGUGGCAUGAGCAAUCAGCACACAUCUCCUCAAACACAGUCCAGGAAUGAGGUGUGGCGCUCUGAGACCGUACUGCAGGUGUUCAUCGAUAUCUGGAUGAGUGUUGAACAGUUCAGUGCUAGAGAUGUUGAAUUAUUUCAAAGGGGCUACCAGUCCAUGUGUUCAAGUCCAGAGAGAGUGAGGACAGUCAGAGUCCUAGUGAAGCACAUCCAUUCGUAUUCAGCGAAGCAUCUUGCAGACCCCGCGGCGCGGGCGUCGGCACUGCGCAAGUACGCGAGGCAGAUCAUGUGCGCACGCGCAUAUCACUACGUUAAGCAUCUAGUUCAAACGUGGCCUUUAGAUGCGUCUUUCCGACUUGUCUUGGAACUGUGGUUGAGUCUUAUACAACCGUGGAGAUAUACAGAUAACACUAUUAACCAAGACAGGUUCCCAGGACACAACAACAACCAGGAGGAGGGCAGCAGCGGCGCGCUGGACGGUAGCUUCACGCAGUUCAUAGCGGAGAACUUCCCCUCAUACACCUGCAUCCUGCAGCUUGUGCUGCCCCGUUUCAUGAGGAUGGACCUCACUGCCUACAAGAAUGCCGUCAUGUUGUUUCGCUUGGGGAAGGUGUUUUCUCAGCAACAUUUAGUCCCUAUUUUGUGGAAUUUGGAGCGGGCCAUGACAGAUGGCGGUAUAGGAUUACUUCACAGCCAUGACACCAGUUACAAUAAUUCGGCACUCGAACAAAGCUACACAUACAAUGGUGUUCCACUACACAAAUGGGUGGGUAUAGCUAAACAGGCUAUAUCAGAACUGAAUAUGAGUACAACUUUCGAAUACGAGCCCGUUUGGAGCGAAAAUAAAACAUUCUUUGCAUUGGAGUUUGUUAAGAAAAUACUUGCAGCCAAAAUGGCGGCGGACAAUAUUGCUGAAGAAUACUGCAACAGGUUCCGACAACAACAUAAAGGGAUAUGGAGUAGCGUAAAACACUGGUUUAUGGUCAAUGAUACAUUUGAAGAAGAAAUACUGUUGGAUGAAUGCAAGAAAGUUCCCGUUUACCUAAACAACUGUAUUAGUUACUUUACGAACAUAUUUGGGCUGAAUGAAAGUUCUAUACUCCCGCCAGACCCAGUAGUGGCAGAUAGUGCACUAGAACACUCCUCGUUUACAAAUUCUACAAACUUUCCGCUCAAUAUAACCAACAAGCUCCGCAGUAAACCAACAGCUGUACGAUACAUGGGUGACCCAGAUCUGAUGCCGAUAACAUCGUACGAAAGCACAAUACUAGUCAGGAUACUUUACCAAAUAUCCUCCAAGAUAAAUGAGAUUUAUCGUGAAGAAUUUUCAAACCUCUACGUGAGUAACAGUUUUUGGGGAUACAUAGCGCGAGAAGUUCUUGAGAAACCUUGCACCAUCCGAACGUACGUGAAAGAUGUGGUCAGUCAUCAAAACGUCAUCACUCAAGAGCUGCCGCCGAGGCUGUCUCUCAGAAAGCUAGGCUCCCACUCCUUCGUGAUUUGGAUCACCGUUGGCUACAUAAUAUUCAAACUGUUAUCCUAUAAUGGUUUCACGUACAUAUUUAUACUGCUAAUGUUAUGGAUGAUAUACGUGUUCACAAAAGCGACAUUGAAAAUAUUGAAGAAUAUAAGAGCAUAAUUAUGUAUUUAUUGAUCAGUAAUGUUUAAUGAUAAUACUAAAAUAAAAUUCGUAUUUUUUAUAAUACAAU